CGGAGCUCACGCCUGCGGCCCCGCGCGAGCCCCGUCCGCUCCGGCCGCCGAGCCCGCGCCCCGCGCCCCGGCCAUCGCUGCGUCCCGACCGAGCGCCGAGCCCCGCGCGAUGCGACGCUCCUGGGCGGGCGGCGCCGCGCUCCUGGCGCUGCUGGCCGCGCACUUCCAGGCGAGUCCGGCGCUGGAGGAGAAGAAAGUUUGCCAAGGUACAAGUAACAAGCUCACCCAGCUGGGCACUUUCGAAGACCACUUUCUGAGCCUCCAGAGGAUGUUCAAUAACUGCGAGGUGGUCCUGGGGAACUUGGAGAUCACCUACAUGCAGAACAGCUACAACCUAUCUUUCCUAAAGACCAUUCAGGAGGUCGCCGGCUACGUGCUCAUCGCCCUCAACACCGUGGAGAAGAUCCCUUUGGAAAACCUGCAGAUCAUCCGAGGAAAUGUGCUGUAUGAAAACACCCAUGCCUUAGCCGUCUUAUCCAACUACGGGGCCAAUAAAACCGGCCUGAGGGAGCUGCCCAUGAGGAACUUACAAGAGAUCCUGCAAGGCGCCGUGCGCUUUAGCAACAACCCUGCUCUCUGUCACGCGGAGUCCAUCCAGUGGAGGGACAUUGUCAACAGCGACUUUCUAAGCAACAUGUCCAUGGACUUUCAGAGCCAGCUGGGCAGCUGCCCGAAGUGUGAUCCAGGCUGUCUCAAUGGGAGCUGCUGGGGUGCUGGGAAGGAGAACUGCCAGAAAUUGACCAAAGUCAUCUGUGCCCAGCAGUGCUCCGGGCGCUGCCGCGGCCGGUCGCCCAGUGACUGCUGCCACAACCAGUGCGCCGCUGGCUGCACGGGGCCGCGGGAGAGCGACUGCCUGGUUUGCCGCAGGUUCCGUGACGAGGCCACCUGCAAGGACACAUGCCCGCCGCUCAUGCUCUACAACCCCACCACCUACCAGAUGGACGUCAACCCGCUGGGGAAGUACAGCUUUGGCGCCACCUGUGUCAAGAAGUGCCCUCGUAACUACGUGGUGACAGACCACGGCUCCUGUGUCCGUGCCUGCAGCUCCGACAGCUACGAGGUGGAGGAGGACGGCGUCCGCAAGUGUAAAAAGUGUGACGGGCCCUGCGGCAAAGUUUGUAAUGGGAUAGGGAUUGGCGAGUUUAAGGACACACUUUCCAUAAACGCUACGAAUAUCAAGCACUUCAGGAACUGCACCUCCAUCAGCGGAGAUCUUCAUAUCCUGCCGGUAGCAUUUAGGGGUGACUCCUUCACACGCACACCGCCUCUGGACCCCAAGGAACUGGACAUCCUGAAAACCGUGAAGGAAAUAACAGGGUUUUUACUGAUUCAGGCCUGGCCUGAAAACAGGACUGGCCUCCAUGCUUUUGAGAACCUGGAAAUCAUACGUGGCAGGACAAAGCAACAUGGUCAGUUUUCCCUCGCGGUUGUUGGCCUGGACAUAGCGUCCUUGGGGCUGCGCUCCCUCAAGGAGAUCAGCGACGGAGACGUGAUCGUCUCAGGAAACCGAAACCUGUGCUACGCAAAUACAAUCAGCUGGAAAAAACUAUUUGGGACCGCAAGUCAGAAAACCAAAAUUAUAAACAACAGGAGUGAAAAAGAGUGCAAAGCCAUGGGCCACAUCUGUAACCCGCUGUGCUCAUCAGAGGGCUGCUGGGGCCCUGAACCCAGAGACUGCAUGUCCUGCCGAAACUUUAGCCGAGGCAAGGAAUGUGUGGAGAAGUGCAACGUUCUGGAGGGGGAGCCGAGAGAGUUCGUGGAGAAUGCCGAAUGUGUGCAGUGCCACCCGGAGUGCCUGCCCCAGGCCAAGAAUGUGACCUGCACGGGACGCGGCCCGGACAGCUGUGUCCGGUGUGCUCACUACAUCGACGGCCCUCACUGUGUCAAGACCUGCCCCGCGGGAAUCGCAGGAGAAAACAGCACCCUCAUCUGGAAGUUUGCGGAUGCCAACCACGUGUGUCACCUGUGCCACCCCAACUGCACCUACGGCUGUGUCGGACCAGGUCUCGAGGGCUGUGCGGUAGACAGGCCCAAGAUCCCGUCCAUCGCCACCGGGAUAGUGGGGGGCCUGCUUCUGGCCGUGGUGCUGGCCCUGGGGGUCGGCCUCUUUCUUCGCAGGCGCCACAUCGUCCGCAAGCGCACGCUGCGCCGGCUGCUGCAGGAGCGGGAGCUGGUUGAGCCUCUCACACCCAGUGGAGAAGCUCCCAACCAAGCUCUCUUGAGGAUCCUGAAGGAGACGGAAUUCAAAAAGGUCAAGGUGCUGGGCUCCGGCGCGUUCGGCACGGUGUACAAGGGCCUCUGGAUCCCAGAAGGUGAGAAGGUGAAAAUUCCUGUGGCUAUCAAGGAAUUAAGAGAAGCCACUUCUCCAAAAGCCAACAAGGAAAUUCUUGACGAAGCCUACGUGAUGGCCAGUGUGGACAAUCCUCACGUGUGCCGCCUCCUGGGCAUCUGCCUGACCUCCACGGUGCAGCUCAUCACGCAGCUCAUGCCCUUCGGCUGCCUCCUGGACUACGUCCGCGAGCACAAGGACAACAUCGGCUCCCAGCACCUGCUCAACUGGUGUGUGCAGAUCGCAAAGGGCAUGAACUAUCUGGAAGACCGGCGCUUGGUGCACCGAGACCUGGCGGCCAGAAAUGUGCUGGUGAAGACACCGCAGCACGUCAAGAUCACCGACUUCGGGCUGGCCAAGCUGCUGGGCGCCGAGGAGAAAGAGUACCACGCGGAAGGAGGCAAAGUGCCCAUCAAGUGGCUGGCUCUAGAGUCAAUCCUGCACCGUGUAUACACCCACCAGAGUGACGUCUGGAGCUACGGAGUCACCGUUUGGGAGCUGAUGACCUUUGGGUCCAAGCCUUAUGACGGGAUCCCCGCGAGUGAGAUCUCGACCGUCCUGGAGAAGGGAGAGCGCCUCCCGCAGCCCCCCAUCUGCACCAUUGAUGUCUACAUGAUCAUGGUCAAGUGCUGGAUGAUAGAUGCUGAUAGUCGCCCAAAGUUCCGUGAGCUGAUCAUCGAAUUCUCCAAAAUGGCCCGAGACCCCCAGCGCUACCUUGUCAUCCAGGGAGACGAGCGAAUGCACUUGCCAAGCCCUACGGACUCCAACUUCUACCGCGCCCUGAUGGACGAGGAGGACAUGGAGGAUGUGGUGGACGCCGACGAGUACCUCGUCCCCCAGCAGGGCUUCUUCCACAGCCCCGCCACCUCCCGGACGCCGCUGCUCAGCUCUCUGAGCGCCACCAGCAGCACCCCCGCUGUGGCUUGUGUUGACAGAAACGGGCAGAGUUAUCCCCUCAAGGAAGACAGCUUCCUGCAGCGGUACAGCUCUGACCCCACUGGUGCCCUGACCGAGGACAGCCUAGACGACACUUUUCUCCCAGCACCCGAAUAUGUAAACCAGUCUGUUCCCAAGAGGCCCGCGGGCUCCGUCCAGAACCCUGUCUACCACAAUCAGCCUCUCAGUGCAGCUCCUGGCCGGGACCCCCACUACCAGAACUCCCACAGCAAUGCCGUGGGCAACCCUGAGUAUCUCAACACCCCCCGCCCCGCCUGCAUCAACGGAGGACUGGACGGCCCUGCCUUCUGGGCACAGACAGGCAGCCACCAGAUUAAUCUGGACAACCCAGACUACCAGCAGGCCUUCUUCCCCAAGGAAGCCAAGUCAAACGGCAUCUGUAAGGGUCCUGCCGCCGAAAACGCAGAGUACCUAAGAGCGGCACCAGCCAGCAGUGACCUUACUGGGGCAUGACCUCUGAGGAUGGCAUCGGCCCCAAACUGCCAGGCCCUUCAGCCCCCGGGACCACGCUACGGCAGCUACAUAGUCCCGACAGCCAUGCCCACGUUAACGCUCGGACCUUGGACUGGCUUGGCCAUCUCUGCCCUGACCAGCCCGACUUCCAGCCGAGAAGUGCCCUGUGGCAGAUGCGUCCUUGGAAGUUGCAGGGACAUUCCUUUGUCUUCAGACUGUGAGGCCUCCACAGAAGGCAUCCGGAAAGGGAUGUUGUCCGUUUGGGUGAAGAUCACUUUUCAAGAUAUGUUUGCAAAAAACUAAAUAUGUUUAGGGAGUUUUAUCACUUGGGGACCUUUGGGGUGUUUAGUCGUCAUUGAUUUUGCUUUUAACGGGCUCUUCCAACGAGGAAGAAGCUCACUUGUAGCACUUGGGCCGCAGAGUCCACCCAGAUACGGGACCAGCCCGGGCCAGCCUUCCGCUAACACUUGAUUCCACUGGCUCUGCUCGGAGGCUCUUCCACUGCAAGGCGGUUGAAAACCAGCUAGUUCUCCGUGUCCCAGGCAGGCCCGAUUGGUACUCUGUCAAAUCAUGUCAGGUGCAAGAGGAUAAGCCACUUUGAACCCUUCCUGGGCAGGGGAGAAACGGAGAAAUGGGUAGAAUUCCUCCUCAGACUUACUUUCAUCCAAAUGUCUCCACGGUACUUACCCUCCAUCGAGUGACCAGUGUUUUCUGAUUAUAUGUGUUGGAUUUACUUGUUUAUUUUCCAUUCCAUUGUUUUGAGAUUCAGUGUGCUUUCCAGCAAGGGGAGAUGGGACAUCAGAACAUUAGCCAGUAUCUGCUCAUAGCCGACUCAUCAGCACGCAUACCAGCAGCCUUUAAUGGAGAUGGAACAACAGUGCAAAAGGGAAAGUCCCCCAAAUUGGAGUCGGAGAAAAUGCAUCAAGUCGUUUGGGGGUAGGGUGGGCCCACCGGGAGACUGCGAAACGGAAGCUGCUCUUGAAACGCUGUUGGCCUUCCGUCCGAAACAAUCGGUUUAGGCUACUCACGGAAGAUAACUUUCUUUUUACUUACUUUAAGGGUUUUUACUCAAAGCGCACUCUGUGCCUCACUGGGAAGCUGCCCCAAAGCCCUUCCUUUCUUUCCUGAGUUGAGUCGAAGGGCCCAGGCCCUGGGGCAGCCCUCACCGCAGCUAGCAGGUAAAGUAAGGACAGCCUUGUGCCUUGUGGGGAAUAUGAAAUUUGAUUUUGAAAGUGAUGACAAUGCCGUCACAACAUCUACAGGUACGUGAGAAGAAAAAAAAAAAAAUCCCCUUCAAAUAACUCCCUCCCUCUGCUUAGAACUCGGACUCGCUUCUCGCCUGUGUCCCUGCACCCGAUCGGCACCUCGGUUCUUUGUAGACUGGGUUGUAAGUGCCCGCAGCUGGCUCCCCCUCCGCACGGAAGAGGGGUUUCAGACAGUUCUUUUCAUGCUGUGAUUGUGUUCACCCACACACAACACACAGACACACACACAAUUUUCCUCUAGCUUGUAAGUUAUUUAUUCACUCAGAUGGAUCAGGGCCCCAUGGUUUUGUUACCAAAGUAUUUCAUUUGGUCUCAAAGGAAAUAUAACCUAUAUCCCACUCAGUUCCAUCAUAUCCUGUUUUGAACCCCCUUCAACACCUUUCCAGCCCUGCAGAGGUGCUAAAGAUAGAAAAAUAAAACAGUCCCUGUCUCCACAAAAGUUACAAUUUAGUGAAGAAAAUUGGCUAACAGUAUAACGACAGAUGCCACAGAAGCCGCGUCAGCCCAGCGUGUUGUAGCACAGAGGAGGGAGUGGGGCAUCUGGUCCUGGAGGAGCCCUGGGGGGUCAGGCAGGAGGCCCCCGACGGGGCGGGGGGUGGUGCAGAAAGAGCCCUCCCAGCCAGGGAGCCCAACCUCAAAAGCAGCAGCCGAAGGAACCCCUGGGGAAGCAAGCCCCCUCACGUCCCUCCCCCGGGGGACUAGAAGGUGAUUCCUGGAAGGUUAACUAACAUUCCUAAGAAUCUGAAAUUUGAUGCCCUUGUCACCAAACCACGUUUGUUAUUUACUCUCCUCAGAAGGAAAGCCCCCCAGCCAGAUAGUUACCAGCACAGAGAGAGAGAAUGUUUCGCAUUUGCUGUCACUUGUCGUGUCCUCAAGCCCCAGAGCUUGGGAGGUCAGUGACAUGCUGACCCAGCAGGAAAAUCCUAGCAUUUUUGUAAUUUGAGAUAUUUUACUAUAAUGUAAUAAAAGAGCAAGAGCUAGUCAAGCUUUUUUUUCUUUGUAUUUCAAGCUUCCUGCAUGAAAUCUAACUGCUAAAUUCUCUUAGGAUUGAGUUUCCCAAAUGCUCUUUCUCUGUCCAGGGAGGUUCAGGGCCAGAGGUCCCUGCCGGUCAGGAGUGGGGCUCCUAGGGCUGCAGGAUUCCUACGUCGUGGCUCUGGCCCGAUCCCAAAGCUGCCACUUGUCACUUUGGUUCUCCUAGCUGACACCAGGCCCUGAGGCCCCACGGAGAGCCAGUCCGUUGUUUCUUCCUUGGCCAGGUCCUGGAAGGCCAGCUCCAUGUCUGGCCUUUGGAAACAGAUCAGGGGAUGGUAAGAGUUAGAAGCUAACAUUUACAGCUGACCCUUGAGCAACACAGGUUUGAAUGGUGUGGGUGGACAGGAUGGCACUACACGACCCCCACUUAGUUGAGUCUGUGGAUUAAAAAAACCCAGUGGCUCAAGCGGGCCAAUGGCAAGGUUAUAGGCUGGCGGGACAGCACCCCAACCCCUGAGUCAUUCAAGGAUCCGCUUCUCACAGACUCCUUAAGGGUCCCUGUCAUCAUCAUGCUCUAUGAAAAGUAGCUCUGUCACCUCGGGAGGACCGAGAUGAAUCUUCCAAACGCUUAGGUAUUUGUUGAAAGUUCUUAAUUUUGAGCUUUAGCCCCCUCCUCUGCCAAAAGUGCAGAUACGCUUGAGCCAUGGAUCACGAAGCACGAAGGCAGCGGUUCCCAGGCCGGCUGCUCUGGGGAGUGGGAGUGAUGGAAUUUGUCUUAGGUGCUGCCUGGGCCCAGGGACUUUCUGAGCACCCCCAGUGACCCUGCUGAGCUCCAUUUUGGGGAGCAGCUGGUGCAGAGGAAGUGCUGGCAGGGUCCGCUGGCCCUGGGCCCCUGACGCACCCAGCGCAGGCCGGGGCUGUGCGCCUGGGGCGUGAGGCUGUGGAGUUACAGUGACUCGAGGCCCUCACCCUCACUGCCCACCGGGGUCCCCGGUGGGCAUAACAGGACCAAUGGAACUGGAAUCCCGGGGCUUCCCCACAUGGGAAGCCAGAGUCGAACCCCUUCCCUGAAGGUCACGUCAGUUGUGCUGGCCUCCGCGUCUACACCAUGCUCCCAGGUCAGGGCAGAGUCAGAGAGACCGUGUGAAAGAGUCGCGAGGCAGGACCAGAAGCAGCCCAGGCUUUAUGCCUGGACGUGGCCGCUAGAGCCUCGGCUGCCUUGUCACAGAAGCCAGCUCAUCCUGAAAAUGGUAAAUACCCAAAUCUGAGCCUUGAUGAAGCCCCAGACAGUUUCAUUUUCUAAGAAGCAAGCUAGAACGUUCCGUUUCCGGCCGCAGAGGGAGAGCUGCUCGCUGGAACUUGGUCUGUUCUGCAUUUCUCUCUUGUGAUGAGCACAUUACACCCUGACCUGCUUACUUCCUUGCUGGGGCCGUAGAACCUUCCUGAAUAGAAACCCUUGCCUCUGUCACCUGUCACACCAGCAAUAGCAGGGACACAUCUUUUGGUACUAUUGCAGACACAUGCAGACAGCAUUUUUACAUCUAAGUCUAUUUUUGUAACUUUUCUGAGCACUGAACUUUGUAAGGUAUAUUUUUAGGAAGACUCAUUUUUCUACAAAAGCAAACAGUUUAGAAAGACUGCAAGAGAAUGAAAAUUUGAACCUGAAAUUUUUGUUGAAAGGGACUUAAGUGAAGCAGACAUCUCCUCUCUCAGAAAGGCACACCGCUUUCACAGAGCCAGGCCAGAUCACAGUCCUGAUGAAGGGGGAGCUGUUUUUAUAUGUCUUCAAGAAGGAAAAAGCACACCUGGCUUAGUCUUGAUCUGCGGCAGGUCCUGUUGACUCUGGGGCAGUUCAGUGGGAAAGAAUUAUUGUCUGUUACCGCUAAUAGACAAAUUCAGCUUAUUCGAGAAAAACAGUAACAGCUCUUUGUUGGUUUAUGUAUGCCAGUCUGACUUUGAUGCACGUUGUUUCAUGUGUGUAUGGGCAGUGGAUAUGCACUUAGGAUACGGCUUAGAAAUACCCGCAGAGCCUCCCUGUAGUGUUUGCCACAUUUGACCAAUGCCACCAAUGGGCUUCCAGCCCUUGAGAUGGGGUUCUCAGCUGCGCCGUACGGUAGAGUUGGGGUGGGGUAGCUUUUGAAGAUCUUGAGGCCCAGCCAUGUCUCACUCAGGCCGAUGAAACCUAGGAUUUAUACUUUGUUAAUCUCCUAAAGUCAUUCUGAUGUAGAGUCCCUGCCAAGAGCCACGGGACUGGGAAUGAGCCACAGAUGUGUGGAUGUGCAGAUUCUGCAGAUGUGGGCACCGCAGGACUGAGGACCUAAACCAAGCACAGAGCACCAGGGUCCAUCGCUGAGGGUCUGGGACUUCUGGGGGAGGGUCCGCAGUAGGUGCCCAAGCCCGUGGUGGGGGGGGGGAGCGGAAGGAAAGGAAGUCCGUGUCCUCUUAAAGCUGGACUGGCAGUGAGCAUGCUGGCUGCUGGUGCCCUGCCUCUAACCACUGUGCAGCCUUUAUUGGCCGGGGAGAAAGCCGACUUAGCAGCGGGUCACAAAGGGAGAUGGUGAAUAACAGGACGAUUGCGAGAGUGCUUGGAUGGCAUUCGUACAAGCAAGAGUCCGGCAAGAGGAUUCUUGCCUUAGGAAACAUGUUUUCUAUGUAUUUUUAUAAACUGUGUCAGGGAUGAAAACUGAAGCAGUCCUGUCCAUUGCUCUUCCACGUGUAAGUGCACAGUACACCUCGCAGGUUACAGCUCUCCUGUCUGGACUGGCAGCAUGAGUGCCAAGAGUCCCUACCUGGCAGAUGAAAUGCAUUGUUGGUCCAUUUGCUUAUUUUUUUAAAACAAACCCUUUUGAGGUAACUUGGCUCCAAAGCAAUCUUGCCGUAUAACAGAAACUCUUGGAGGUGAAGACGUCCUGUGUGUGGAACCGCUGACGUUAGAGGUCUGCUGGCAGCAAUAACUUCAUCUUAAAACAGGCCGGCAGUGGCUUUAGAGCUGCUCUAUAUGCUACGUUUUAGCCGUAGAGGGUUUUGCUAUGGUGAAAGCAAUAUUUGUACAAAUGGAAGGCAAGAUUUUCUUUUAUAUGGUUUACACUCUUGAUCAAAAUAUGUUGAUGUAUAUGGAAUAUUAAAAAUUAGAUGUAUAUUAUUCAUUGUUCUUUACUCAUAAGUACCUUAUAAAAAUAAUACUGUAUUCUUGUUCACAACGCCCUGUUGCUAUCAGUUAUUGAUCAUAUCCAACCUACUGUGUGUGUUCUUUCCUAAUAACAUUUUUAAGCUAAUUAAUAAACUUUAUUUUUAGAGCA
Molecule: messenger RNA, 9275 nt
Organism: Phacochoerus africanus (Common warthog)
Lineage: Eukaryota; Metazoa; Chordata; Mammalia; Artiodactyla; Suidae
Gene: EGFR
Product: epidermal growth factor receptor
Exons: 28
Coding region: 110-3739 (1209 amino acids)
Biological process (GO): positive regulation of epithelial cell proliferation; cell differentiation; positive regulation of kinase activity
Cellular component (GO): basal plasma membrane; signaling receptor complex
Molecular function (GO): ATP binding; epidermal growth factor receptor activity; epidermal growth factor binding
Source: RefSeq, a predicted model, not a curated record